AUGCGGGGCCCUGCAAGGAACGGGGACUCGGACGCCUCUGCGGUGAACGGCAUGAGUGGAUCGCACGGGCGAACUGCUGGUGCGCCCCCCAAGAAGAUGACGUACGAUACAGCGUACGACGGCAGCGGAAACGAUGCCGAGGCGAGCUCCGACGCGCUCUGGCACGAAGACGUCCCGCUGCGCACGCGGCGCAGCCGGCGCGAGCUCGCGCAGCCGGCGCGCGAGGCGCGCAAAACGCCCAUGGAGCGGCGCCGCUCGUCUGGGCGCCGCUCGGGCACCAUACCGAGUCUGUCGCUCUCCCGCGCGGACGUGGACGAGUACGCGGUGGACGACGAGCCGCAGGACGCGCGCAUCCGCCGCGGCCGUGCGGUCGUGCCGCAGACCUCGUCGCUGAUGCGUGCCAUCGCCGAGGCAUGCCUGUUUGUGGGCCUUGCGUGCGGCGUUGCCUACAAAAUGUACGCGCAAGGCAACGAGGAGGUGCGUGCAAAGCUCCCCGAGCUCGUCUUCCUCACGCUCCUGUCGCUGACGUGCUUUGUCACGCAUCUCAACACGACGUGCACGAUGUGGGCGACGCGUGUGCGCUACCUGCGCAAGACCGACAUGAGCGACCCACUGUAUGCGCUGCUCGUGAUCCCGCUCCUCUCCAGCGUCUACCUCCUGGACGCGGUGCCGCGCGACGGCCGCGGGCCGUUUUCGCCGCUGCGCAUGAGCCUCGAGCCGGACGCCGAGUGGCGCGCGGCACUCCUUCCGUCGAUUGGGCCCACGUACUACGACGACCAUGCGCAAGUGACCCGCGAUCGCUGUGCGAUGCUCGACACGCACGUCAUCUUUGGCACGGUCAUUGGCAUCCACAUCCUCGCCACGACGUGGCACCGCCGCCAGAGUAAGCGCCAAGGCAAGCACAUGCAGAUUGAAAACAUGCCGGCGUUUACCGCGUUCGCCUACUACGUCGCGUUCGCGCUCGGCGUCACGGCGCUGAUCGGCGCGGUGAAGAUCGCGCUGUACUUUUUCGGCCAGAGCAGGCUCCUGUUUGGCACGCUGAGCAUCUGGGAGACGAUGGUCGAUGCGCUUCUCUUCCAGUGCUCGGUGUAUGCCUGGACGCGCAUCGCGCGGCAGAACUGCACGCUCGGCGAGCUGUCGAUGGCCUGCUUUUUCAACACGACGCUGCUCCUCGAGGCGGUCUACCUCACGUUUUCCAAGCUGGGCACGCCGAGCGUCGUCAAGACCUUUCGCACGCCGAGCGUGCUGCUCGCGUACCAGCUGGCGCUCGUGACGGGCAUGCUGCUCGUCGGCCUGUUUUUGAGCCCGCUCCUGGCGCUCUCGCGCGUGCUCGCGCAGCGCCCGACGCACCGCCUGCGGUGGCCGGACAAGCGCAACCUGCACCGCCGCCUGCUCGCCCUCGCCUUUUUCCUCUUCUCCGCGCUGCUGAUCAUUGGCACACUGGGGCCGUGGGUGUGGUGGAUGCUGGGCCGCCGGAACCCGUGGCUGUAUGUGGCGCGCUUCAUGCUGCAGGGGCGCUACUGGUGGUCGCGCAUUGCGCUGCUCGUGUACUGGGGCAUUUUGUGCAAUAUUGCGCUCCUCUCGCUGCAGCUCAUGGUGAACCGCGUCUGGCAGUACGCCACCGUCGGCGACCAGGUGCAGGCGCAGGCGAUGAAGCGGCGCGCCGCCGCGCGCGCCGAGACGACGUCGGCCACCAAGACGAUGCCAACCACGAGCGAGCGCGCCGGCACGCUCGCCGCGUCGCGCUUCGCUGCGCCGCACGCCGAGGGCGAGCGCACCUCGCUCGGGCCCGCGCUCGCAGUGACGGUGAACGGCCGGAGGAAAUUCUUCCAUGUGCUCGCCGUCUUUUUGUUCAUUCCGGGCAUCGCAUGGGAUCCCGCCUUUAUGUACCUUGGCUUUAGCGUCGCCUUCUCGCUCUUUAUAUUCUGCGAGUACUUGCGCUACUGCGCCGUGUACCCGGUCGGCGCGAGCCUGCACUUUUUCCUGAGCCAGUUCCUUGACUCGAAGGACUCGGGACUUGUGAUCCUGAGCCACAUCUACCUGCUCAGCGGGUGUGCGGCCGGCCUCUGGAUGGAGAGCCGCUCGGCGCUGCUGCAGCAGCUGGGCCUGCUCGUGCUCGGCAUCGGCGACUCGUGCGCGUCGAUCGUCGGGCACCGCUACGGCCGCGUGCACUGGCCGCACUCGUCCAAGACGAUCGAAGGCACGGUUGCCUUCUUUGGCAGCGUGGUCCUCUCCGCGUUUGUCCUGCGCAUGCUCCGUAUGGUCGAGGCAUUCGACGUACUGAACCUCACUAUUAUAUCCGUGUUCCUCGCAAUCGUCGAGGGCAUCUCGGAGCAAAACGAUAACCUGGUCCUGCCAGUGCUUGGCCUCGUGCUGGGAUCGCUCUUCCCCGUCUCGUAG
Malassezia japonica is the source of this 2400-nucleotide messenger RNA. It is a transcript of the gene SEC59, whose product is annotated as dolichol kinase. Bases 1 to 2400 code for a protein of 799 amino acids. Lineage: Eukaryota; Fungi; Basidiomycota; Malasseziomycetes; Malasseziales; Malasseziaceae. The transcript has 2 exons. Gene Ontology annotation, biological process: dolichyl monophosphate biosynthetic process. Gene Ontology annotation, molecular function: dolichol kinase activity. The record is from RefSeq and is a predicted model, not a curated record. Gene Ontology annotation, cellular component: endoplasmic reticulum membrane.